AUGGAUGGAGAAAACCAGGUGACAGGUUACCUCCUGUUCUCCCUGACCACCGCCGUCAUCGGCUCGCUGCAGUUCGGUUACAACACGGGAGUCAUCAACGCUCCCGAGCGGAAACUGCGAGCUUUCUUCAACAGCACCUGGAUGGAGCGCUACGGCGAGCCCAUCUCCCCGGGCGUCUGCACCAUCGUGUGGAGCGUCUCCGUCGCCAUCUUCAGCGUGGGCGGCAUGGUGGGCUCCUUCAGCGUGGGCGUCAUGGCGAACCGGUUCGGCAGGCGCCGCUCCAUGUUCCUGGUGAACGUCCUGGCCGUGAUCGGCGGCCUCCUCAUGGGCUUCUCCACCAUCUGCUCCUCCUACGAGAUGGUGAUCGCCGGCCGCUUGGUCAUCGGCCUGUUCUGCGGCCUGUUCACCGGCCUGACGCCCAUGUACGUGGGCGAGGUGUCGCCCACCCCCCUCAGAGGGGCGUUCGGGACCCUGCACCAGCUCGGGGUGGUGGUGGGCAUCCUGAUCGCUCAGAUCUUCGGGUUAGAGGGUCUUCUGGGCUCCGACAGGCUGUGGCCCCUCCUGCUGGCGCUCACCGUGGUCCCGGCCGUGGUGCAGUGCGUCCUGCUGCCCUUCUGUCCCGAGAGCCCUCGCUUCCUGCUCAUCAACCUCAACAAGGAGGAGGAGGCACGAAAAGCGCUGGUGCGUCUGCGCGGCAGCGAGGACGUGAGCAAAGACCUGCAGGAGAUGAAGGAGGAGAGCGCUAAGAUGGCCAUGGAGAAGAAGGUGACCAUCCCCGAGCUCUUCCGCUCGGCGGCGUACCGCCAGCCGCUGCUGGUCGCCGUCAUGCUGCAGCUCUCCCAGCAGCUGUCGGGGAUCAACGCCGUGUUCUACUACUCCACGGGGAUCUUCAGCUCGGCCGGCGUGAAGCAGCCCAUCUACGCCACCAUCGGUGCCGGCAUCGUCAACACCAUCUUUACCAUCGUGUCUCUCUUCCUGGUGGAGAAGGCCGGACGCCGGACGCUGCACCUGGUGGGGUUGGCGGGGAUGGCGGUGGCCGCGGUGCUCAUGACCAUCUCGCUGCUGCUGCAGAAGGACAUCGCUGCCAUGAGCUACCUCGCCAUCGCGGCCGUCAUGAUGUUCGUGGCCAUGUUUGAAAUGGGCCCCGGUCCGAUUCCCUGGUUCAUCGUGGCCGAGCUCUUCUCCCAGGGGCCGCGCCCGGCGGCCAUGGCGGUGGCCGGCUGCUGCAACUGGACGGCCAACUUCCUGGUUGGGAUGAGCUUCCCCAAGCUAGUGGAGUUGUGCGGGCCGUGGGUCUUCCUCAUCUUCGCCACCUUCCUCGUCCUCUUCUUCAUCUUCACCUACAUCAAAGUCCCGGAGACGAAGGGCAAGACCUUUGAUGAGAUCGCCCAAUGCUUCGGCAGCGCCCCUCCCGCCUCCUCGGGCGUCGAGGAUCCUCCUGCAGGCGCCAGCGGGGGGGCCGUGACGCUGCCCGCCUCGCCGCUGAAGGAGAAGGUUCCUCUGGUGGCGGCGCCGGCGCCGGCUCCGCCCCCGGCAGCGGAGACGACUCCUCUGGAGGAUAAAUCUAAGACGAGGGUGUAG
Limanda limanda (common dab) is the source of this 1581-nucleotide messenger RNA. It is a transcript of the gene slc2a3a, whose product is annotated as solute carrier family 2 member 3a. The transcript has 10 exons. Gene Ontology annotation, biological process: monosaccharide transmembrane transport; response to insulin. Lineage: Eukaryota; Metazoa; Chordata; Actinopteri; Pleuronectiformes; Pleuronectidae. The coding region runs from base 1 to 1581 and encodes 526 amino acids. Gene Ontology annotation, molecular function: hexose transmembrane transporter activity. Gene Ontology annotation, cellular component: apical plasma membrane; basolateral plasma membrane. The record is from RefSeq and is a predicted model, not a curated record.